Molecule: messenger RNA, 2280 nt
Organism: Orbicella faveolata
Lineage: Eukaryota; Metazoa; Cnidaria; Anthozoa; Scleractinia; Merulinidae
Molecular function (GO): protein binding
Source: RefSeq, a predicted model, not a curated record
GUUCUUUAAAUAAAUCUUUCCUACUGAACUUUUCCUUAACGUAACCUUAAAACCACUGUGUAAUGAGUUAUGCGGACAGUUGAUAAAAUGAAAUCAAACUGAACUUCGAUCAAGUGUCAUAUUUUACGCAUACAAUGUCAACUUUCAUGACCUACCUGCGAUGAGGGCGUUCUUUGCAUCCAGUUGGAUAUAUUGAGCGACUAAUUAGCACCGAAACACCAAGAAUGCAACAGUGAAUAAGCGAUACUAAAAGAACAUUUCCUCCCGUAAGGGAAGAAGGAAAAUGUGCUCAUUACCAGGUCUCCCAGUCGUUAGCCCGUUGCGUGACUAAUUGAAAAUUGGUGACGUCAAAAGAGUAACACCAUCUCAUCGCGUGACCCAGAAAAUUGCCAUAUUAUCCUGGGUCCUGUGCUCAGGGAAGGCAUGGCGGCUUCACGUUAAUUGCGGAAGUAUACAUUACUAGACAACUAGCAGUAAGGUCCCAUGCAGUUGAUAAAGUAUCUCUCUUUCUCUGUAUACUAGGCCUCAAUUCAAAAGUACACCGAAGGAGAUCCAGUGAGUCUUGUAGAAUAACGUUUUUGCCAUUAACUUCUUUAUUGAACACGGACGGCCAUACAAAACACAGUAACCAUGCCCUCGACCAGAAGUCAAACAGCUCGUAAUACUCGAUCAAGCGGCCGAGCUUCUAUACAAACUGGACCAGGGACAUCCACAGGUGUUAAAAGGAGACAAACGAAAGCGAAAUCAAAGACAUCAGUCAAUCCUAAACCAUCAGCGCUACGAAGCGACCGUGACAACAAAGAGAAAAUUCGCCGCAUACUGUGGAAUUUGGUCGAAAAAUACUUUCCUUGGUUAAAGAUCAUCUUGGAACCGUUUAAGAGUUACAAUGAGACUGUUGCUUUUAUCAUUAUCGCGGCAAUAUUGAUAUUUUAUGCGUUAUGGAGCUUUCGCAUCACAAUCAUUAAUGCAGUAACUGUUUUCAGGCAGAAACGUUUUACAGCUGACUUGCCAAGCGUGUAUUUUAACGAGGUUUCAUGGCCUCCAAGGCACCGUUGGAUAUGGCGUGAAGAAGAGAUUUUAAACGUGACAACACGGAUAAAAGCAAUGUCUAAGGAACACGAUGGAAAACAGAUUCACAUGUAUUUGAUUGGCGGACCAGGCUCGGGGAAAUCGGAGCUCGCCAGACAAGUUGGGGUUCGUUUAUAUGACUCGCUAAAGCAAAACGAACAACCAGUCGACGUCAUAACAAUCGAUGCUUUCAGUGAGACUUCAAUUAUGUCAAGCCUCGUAGAUUCAAUUUUUGCCCUUUGCAACGGCUCUGCACAAAAAUCCGACGGUAUUAAGCAAAUCAAAGAAGAAUUAAACUUAAGAUUUGGGGAUUUGUUUCCAAGCGAAGGUAACAUUUUAAAAACUGAAAUGAAACUUAAAGUUCUAUACGCAAAACUUGGCGAACUUUUCAAACAGCGAAAAAGUAGGCCUGUCUUGAUUUUUGAUAACGUGCGAGAUCUGAAGCCGUUGUUUAGCUACUUGAACCUUGAACCAGGAAGUGAACAUUUCACGACUUUCGUGGUAAUAGUAACUCUACAAAAACGCGUUUCGGCUUUGGAAAGAGUGAGUCCUUAUGUGCAAGUGCAGGAUUUAUACGAAGGCAUGUCAAUUGCUGAUUCCGUGGAACUACUUAAAUUGAUAUCAGGAUUAAGCAAGGACAGUGAGCGCCAAGCAGCUGAAGAACUGGCAACUAUACUCGGGAGGCAGCCUCUUGCGCUCGCAACAGCAGCCAUAUACAUCGAUAGUGUGCGAGAGGGCCCACCGAAAUACGCUGAAUAUUCCUACUCAGAUUACAUUUCUGAGUUCGAACGGGACAUUCAUUUGCUUGGAAUGGAAGAGGACAUUGAAUGGCGAGAGAGCGAUGUUUCGAAGUACGCAGUAGCCAUGUACACGGCUGUUCUCAAAGCAGUGAAUCAGUCUGCGCAAAGUGAUCCCGUAAUGCGAGAUAUUACUUGUAUUGGCUAUGCAGAUUCGUCUCCACUUAGUUUGUCAUAUGUUCUGGACUACCUAAAAACGAAUUCACACCACCACUUCACAGAAGCACAGGUUCGAAAUUCUUUAAGGAAUGUUCUUUUUAAGGUGGCAGGUAAACAGGGUCACCAAACCAUAUCUAGUCACCAGGUUGUCCGAGAAGCUUUUCGCCAAGUCUGCAAGAUAUCCUGACCGCACUGUGCGUCUUUUCCACGAGGGAACAUUUGAAAGUGGCGGAUGUCAUGAGCAGCCGUUUCUCUG